This is a messenger RNA of Cucurbitaria berberidis CBS 394.84, 3699 nucleotides long. Its product is annotated as Sec39-domain-containing protein. The transcript is spliced from 3 exons. The record is from RefSeq and is a predicted model, not a curated record. Lineage: Eukaryota; Fungi; Ascomycota; Dothideomycetes; Pleosporales; Cucurbitariaceae. Bases 1 to 3699 code for a protein of 1232 amino acids. Gene Ontology annotation, biological process: retrograde vesicle-mediated transport, Golgi to endoplasmic reticulum.
AUGGACGCUCUCUCUACCGAACUCGAAGAACUAUCUCAAACCUACCCAUCUGAAGACUGUCACUCUCGUUCCGACACGACUAUCAAGCGCUGGGAGCACAUCUUCCACUUCAACCGCGCACAGGCCGAAAACGCUCUAGAAACGCACUACAACAACCUUUCACGACUCACUGUUUCCGAUGAACUUUGGAUUAUCGUGCGCGAGGAACAAGAAGCCCUUGGACAUGAUAAAGAAAGCUAUGCUUUUUCGCUAUCGCAACAAUGCGACGAGGCACGACUAAGUCGACAGUCGCAGGAGAAGAAUGUCGUGAAGAAGCAACAUUUAUCAAAGGAGAGAUGGCUUUUUAGGCUAACAUUUCCCCUCGAUUCAUCAGACAAGAUUCAAGCAGUUGCACACCUAGCACAUCCACUGGAGAUUCUUAUAGACGAAGAGGUUGGGACGGCGCAAUUUGUCCAGAUCGACAGCGCAUCCAAAGCGGCCAUUGAGACGUAUCUGAAGCCAACCACGCCGACAUUCAUAGCGCUUCAAGUUGCCGCCGAGAAACAACUGUCAGACACGUCCAUAGCACCAACGUUGGGCAUCGAGGCUACACUCCCCCAAUAUCGACUGGAUACGAUACCUAGGCCGCAGCAGGAUGAAUAUCCUGUUCCGUACUUCUUCUACGGUACGCUCGCGGAGCCAGCGCGACUGAUGGCGAUGCUGGGCCUGAGCGGAGAGUCCAUGCUUAAGGCUGCCGUGGUGCGCGGUGGGAGGAUCAAGAUGUGUGAUCACAGAUAUCGCGCAUUGGUCGAUGGUUGUGAGACGGACGUUGUACACGGAGUGAUGUACAUGGUUGAGAGCAAGGAGCACGAGGACGCGCUGGGGCUAUACGAGGGCAGGAGCUACGAGGUGGUGAGAUUUCAAUAUGCUGCCGAGGCGAACAUGGGAGCUCUGCGAGCGUUGACAGCACUACGAGACGCCGACUUCCCGCUUGAGCUCGUCCUAAGCAUACUUCUAACGUACCUUCCGGAAGAAACAGACCCGCCGUCGUAUCUCGAAUACCUCAAUGAGCUCGCGACCGACUCGCGAACGCCUGGCGACGACCCCGCUGCACCCAUAGCCACGUCUCCGGUUGAUGAGCUAUCAAAUUCACGAGCGAAGAAGAGGCGACGUGCACUAGAGCUCCUACCCGUUGUGCAACCCCUCUAUGCAGCAGAGACAGAGCUUGACCUGCUGACCCAUUUCCUCAUCCACCGCGCCCACCGCAUCGACUCGCAAACCGGCCUGCUAGAUGUCCUCCCCCAGCUUCUUGUACCCUUCCUCGGCCACUCUGAGUACCUACGCACAUGGUUCAUUUCAACCGUCCUCCCUCUGCUCCGCCUGAGCUACGAGUACUAUCCGCAGAGCGCUACAGGCUCGCUCGAUGAGUUCGCACGCCUCAAAGGGAAACGCGCGAUAGACUACCAGCUCUCGAAUGUCUGCCAUGCCGGCAUAGCAGAGACACACAAUGUAGCACGAGAUUUGAAAGGCGUAGUAGCACCGUGGAUAUGUGGAGCCAACGAUCGCAAGCGACGGAGAAUUACAGGCGACGGGCGGAGGGGCACAAUAGCGCAAGAGCAAGCGCAAGAGCCAGAUGACUGGGCGUGCCUAUUUCAAUGGCUGCUAUAUACAUCGAAAGACGACUUGGCCCUGGUCACAACAGCGUUCACCGAAUGGGAUGGGCCUGAAGACAUGGACCUGGGCGGUUACGAGGAAGGGCGAGACUACGUUGGCGACGAACAACAGGGCCGACUUGAGAUGAAGUACGCGCAAACUGCCCUCGCGUGUCUCUAUCUAAUAGAUAAGAGCGACGUCGACUCCCUACAAUCAGCGCACUCAUUGUUGAGACGGAUAUCUGAACUACUCAACUGCGACCUUCCACCAGACCUCAACGUUGGCGUUGAUUCGUUACCAUCGUACAAUCUCAAAGACCCGCUGUUACAGGACUCUACAACAUCCCUCCUUCGAGAAGAACGGCUAUUAGAAUCUGAAAAUGCCAUUACAAAGCCUGGGCGGGAAAGCGUCCGCAUCCUGGAGCUUAUUGUAUUCUCGGCCUGCGUCUUGACAACCUUACAACACCCCAUGUCAGUCCGAGAGGUAGCGCAGAUGUCUCUGAGAGACGACUACUCUGAGCAAUUUUCACUGCUUCAGAAGAUUCUUCACACACUUAGCAGUGGCCCCAAGACAGACAGCCAUCAGUGGACGGCUACCAGGUCCAAGCUUUUAUGGCUGUGGAACUGGGGAACAGACCAACACGACAACGACCGUCAAGCGCAGGGCAUAUUUGGAAUGCUCGACAGCAAAACAGUUGAAGUAGAAAUACUGAAGGCGUUGCUGGAAAGCAGCCACUACCCUCUCGCCGUUGAGCUCUACAUCAAGCCCGGGUUUGGCCAGCAACCGCUCCUGAGCUCCGACGUGGAGGAAGUCGUGUUAUCAUCAGUAAUGCACCACUACGACAAUGCGAGCAACGGCAAUCGCACUAGAGGUGGCAUGAAGCGCGCUGCUGAUAUUUUCACGGCCUUUACUCCUCACUUCCCUUCAUCUGCUCGCUUUCAGCGAACCAAGGCGUUGCUUGCCGCAACACAUGCUAUGUCGUUCUACUCGUUGAUACUUCAGCACGGCGUGCCUUUUCAACCGGUAAACAUCAGAGUCAGCUCGAAUCCCCUGUCCUUAAUAGUGAAACUAUUAUCACAGAACAGAGGGAGCUAUACAAAAUUAGAUGACCUUAUCUCCAUCGGCCAGAACUUGGUCGUUGCCAUGCCAUCUACGAUAAUGGACGAAAACUCAGCAAUCAUGCCGCUUGAUGCAGCAACAGUCGAACGCAAAAAAGCCGCUGCCGAACGCCGAGUUAUUGGCAUGGCCAUCGAAGCUGCUUUGGAGGAAGAUGAUUUCGAGACUGCGUAUUCGUACGUCGUUAAUCGAGCCACGCCACCCACACCAUCACCCACACCUUCAUCCACACCUUCUUUAUCUUCUCAACGCUUCUCCUUUGGCUCACUUGAUUCGGACAACCAAGACGAUGAUGCUGAAGAUGUUGCAUGGAGGGCCGCUCUACGCGCUGGCCGCUACAGUUCAUCAUUGUCCACUUCCAAUUCAUGGUCCCAGGCUGGAACGCCGCGACCCGAUCUCCGGAGACUAGAGCAACGCAUGGAGUUGCUAUCACAGGCUCUUUUGCUUGCCCCACCAAACCAUCUUGAAGAGGUGCUUAGUGUAUGGCAACAGUGUGAAGCUGAAAUGACGGAUUUACUCGCCCACGAGACGGCGGUAGAAAUGCGCUUCAACGACGCGGCCGACCGCAAACUGCCUGGCGCAUUUGAUCUCGACACGCUCACUGUCCAGCCGCAACGACGAGAAGUUGGGCGCGGUGCGGUGGAGGAAGCGCCGAUGGGGUUGUUCGACGUUGCUCGAGGCGCCGCAGCAGCCUUCUCAAAGACUGCCUUUCCUCUUCACGGUAGUGCGCAAGCUGCAACGAAAACUGAGCAGGGCAGCAUGCGCAGCUCCAGCCGUGUCAGCUUGGACUUUAGCGAUUCGGGUAGUAUGAGUGGCCACGACGAGAGGGUAAGGAAGAGGGACAUGGUUGCUAGUGCUGCCACUGGUGCCCUAGCGAGUGGCAGUGGAGCCCUCGCUUCUGGCCUUGGUUGGAUGCUGGGGGCGAAACCGGUGGCUGAGCCAGAGCGUUAG